AUGACUAACGUUGAAAAACAAUCCGAUGAAAUUUUAGUUUUACAAUCAAUUUUUGAUAAAAAAUUUCAUUUUCUCGAUGAAAAUCAAUAUGAAAUAUCGAUUGAAUUUGAUCUUAAUAUACCAAUAACAAUUCGAUUUGAUAACCAAUCGUCUAUUAUUCAAUAUUUACCACCAUUUAAUCUUAUUAUACAGUAUCAUGAUGAAUAUCCAAGUGAAUAUCCACCUUCAUUUAUAGUAUCAUGUUUUUAUUUUUCAAAAUUGAAUCUACAAAAACUUUGUCAAAAACUUGAUAAUUAUCCAUUUAAUAAUGGAGAUGUAUGUGUUUAUGAUUGGAUUGAUUUAAUUAAACUUGAAAUAAAUAAUGAAAUGAUUUUUCAUACGGGAGCCGAAGAAGAAGAAGACGAAGAAGAAAAUGAUCCUAGAGCAUUGAAUGGAUAUUUAAUGGAAGCAGGUGAGAAACUAUUUCAAUAUUUAAUUAAUUAUAAUCAACAACGUGAAAAUGAACAAUUUCAAAAUCAAUUACAAACAUGUUUAAUUUGUACGGAUGAUAUUCGAGGUUUAGAUUGUAUUCGUCUUCAACGUUGUCGACAUUUCUAUUGUCGAUCUUGUUUAAAUAAUUAUGUUCGAAGAACUUUAGACAAUGGAAAAUUCGGUGAGAAACUCCUAUGUCCACAAGAUCAAUGUAAACAACCAUUGCUUCCAACAGAAGUUAAACAAAUUAUUCAAGAUGAACAAUUAUAUGAAAAAUACGAGCGAUUAACAUUACAACAUAGUCUUGAAUUAAUGGAUGACAUCAUUUUUUGUCCAAGAUGUCAAUAUACAGUUUUUAUUGAUGAUAGUGCUGAUAAUCUAGCUAUGUGUGAACAAUGUCGUUAUGCAUUUUGUAAAAUAUGUAAAAAUAAUUUUCAUUCUCAGACAGCAUGUCCAAAUCAGUGGAUGAUCGAACAAUUAAAAUUGUCAGAAGAAAUACAACGUAAACGAAUUAAAACACAAAAACAAGAAUCUAGAGUACUGCUUGGAGAAACAGAAGAACGAAAGAAUUCUUCAAAAUCAGACAAACAUUCAAGACUUGCAAAGAACUUAUUAUAUGAACAAACUACAUUCGAAGACAUAUUAAGCGCUGGACGAAUAGAUACACUCAAUACUCAACCUUGUCCUAGAUGUCAUAUACGAAUUGAAAAGAAUGGUGGUUGUUCACAUAUGCACUGUACACGAUGUGAUCAUCAUUUUACGUGGCAAGCGGUACCAGAUACUUCAAAUCCGAAUAAUAUUUCAUUACUAGAUAACUACAUGAACAGCGCUAUGCGAAUACCAUCUGUUAAAAAAGCAUUGAACAAAGUAACAAAUACAGCGUAUUCAUCUAAACAAGAAACAACACAAAAUAAAGAUAUUGAUUCUGGUGAAAAAGAAGAUGAUCAGAAAGUUUCAGGUAAUAAUAGAUUAGAUGCUCAUUCUGUUAUUGUCAACAGAGUAAAACAAUGUCCAUCUAAAUCGUGUAAAAAAUUCAAUAUGAAAAUGAGUGCAGACAAUUGGAUGAUAUGUAGCAGAUGUAUGAAACAAUAUUGCUUUAUAUGUGGAUCUGUUGUUCAUGGAAAAAUACAUUUUGCAAAAAAAUGCAAACGACAAACACCUAUUUGA
Molecule: messenger RNA, 1638 nt
Organism: Adineta steineri
Lineage: Eukaryota; Metazoa; Rotifera; Eurotatoria; Adinetida; Adinetidae
Source: the annotation of a GenBank genome assembly